UCUCUUCUCUCUUGUCCUCUGAUCCCCUCUCUUCCUGCCUUUCUGGACCUCCUCUCUUCACGACCGGAGGCGCCUUUCCUCCUCCUCCUCGCGACGGCGGAGGAGCCAACGAACCGCUCCACGCCACGGCCGCGGCCACGAGAUACAUUGUCACCAGUUGGACCAAGGACUUUAUACAAAUGCACAGCGUGUGUUUUUUUAUCAACCGGAUUUCAGGCAUGAAAAUGAGGUGGUAACAGGGAAGGUGACUUUUCGGAGGAGCAGCACACGGCAUCUCUGCAGCAACAGGAGAUCUGUGGAGUGUCAGUUAACAAUUCCUUGCAGAGUAAGCCGGCCAGCGCGGCAGGAACCAGAGCGCCAGCUGGCCCAAUCAGGGCGCGGCGUCAAGUUUGUUGCUCUCCAUCACCCAACCACCUCCCUUCCAACUGGUCCCCACUUCCCCUGCUCUAUAAAUACCCGCGCACGCCCUGGCGCCAGCGAUGUCAUCACCCGAGACGGCGGCGGACGGCGUCGGCGGCGGCAAGGACUCCUGCUGCUUCUGCGAGAUGACGAAGCAGCACGCCACGGGGUGCUCGCGGCGGCUGCCGAAGCGGAUCAUCCUGGUGCGGCACGGCGAGAGCCAGGGCAACCUCGACAUGUCGGCCUACUCCACCACCCCGGACUACCGCAUCCCGCUCACGCCGCGCGGGGUCGAGCAGGCGCGCGCCGCCGGGAGGGGCAUCCUCGACGUCGUCUCCUCCUCCUCCUCGCCGGACGGCGGCCCCGACCCCAACUGGAAGGUCUACUUCUACGUCUCCCCCUACGAGCGCACCCGCGCCACGCUGCGCGGGAUCGGCGCCGCCUUCCCCCGCGACCGCGUCAUCGGCGCCCGCGAGGAGUGCCGCGUCCGCGAGCAGGACUUCGGCAACUUCCAGGUCGAGGAGCGGAUGCGCGCCGUCAAGGAGACCCGCGAGCGCUUCGGCCGCUUCUUCUUCCGCUUCCCCGAGGGCGAGUCCGCCGCCGACGUCUUCGACCGCGUAGCCAGUUUCCUCGAGUCGCUGUGGCGGGACAUCGACAACGGGCGGCUGGACCAGACCACCAGCUGCGAGACCAACCUGGUGAUCGUCUCGCACGGCCUCACCUCGCGCGUCUUCAUGAUGAAGUGGUUCAAGUGGACGGUGGAGCAGUUCGAGCGCCUCAACAACUUCGAGAACUGCGAGUUCAGGGUCAUGCAGCUCGGCCCAGGCGGCGAGUACAGCCUCCUCAUGCACCACACCAAGGAGGAGCUCGAGGAGUGGGGACUCUCGCCGGAGAUGAUCACCGACCAGCAGUGGCGCGCCUCAGCCAACCGCCGCAGCUGGUCCGAGGAGUGCUCCUCAUUCAUCGCCACCUUCUUCGACAACUGGAACGAUCGGCCAGAGGACGACGACUGCCAGGAAGAAGACGAUGCGGCCGAGAUCAAAUCUCUGGAGGAGUAACCAAAUGAUCUCGCCUUUCCUUUAGUUUCCACACAAAUUCUUUGAAUUCGAUACUGCACAACUCGGUCUUUGUUACUCUUCUCCAACUGGAAGGAUUCUGAAGAAGGGAUGGCAUGAUCGAGCUGUUGGACUAUCCGAACUGACUUGCUCUUUCGUUAGUUUCCUCAAAAUUUCUUCAGAUGUGAUACUGCUAGUGUCUUUCGGCAUGGAUGGAUGUAGCCAUUGCUGGUUUCUUAUUUAUUGAUUUCCAAACCUGUUCAUAGUAGCUAGACAUUGAGUGAUACGAAUUGGGGAAAUGCAGAACUGGGUGCUCUGAUUCAGAGCAGAGUCUUGGAAAAUGACAUUUCUUCAGGUUUUGGCUUCCA
This is a messenger RNA of Lolium perenne, 1822 nucleotides long. RefSeq names its product phosphoglycerate mutase-like protein AT74H. Gene Ontology annotation, molecular function: catalytic activity. Lineage: Eukaryota; Viridiplantae; Streptophyta; Magnoliopsida; Poales; Poaceae. The record is from RefSeq and is a predicted model, not a curated record.